Molecule: messenger RNA, 3438 nt
Organism: Pelobates fuscus (common spadefoot toad)
Lineage: Eukaryota; Metazoa; Chordata; Amphibia; Anura; Pelobatidae
Gene: SCG3
Product: secretogranin III
Exons: 12
Coding region: 443-1849 (468 amino acids)
Biological process (GO): protein localization to secretory granule
Cellular component (GO): secretory granule membrane
Source: RefSeq, a predicted model, not a curated record
GCCAGGAUCUGAUGAGCUCCCAGGUGACGCAGGCUGGAGAAUUGAUUCUUGAUCUCCCACUCCUUUGCCUUCAGCAGGCAGCUGGAUACAAAGAGCACACACACACACCAUCUGAUGAUGGUAUCUGGGGCUGAACAAUAGGAAUAUCAGACACAACUAAGCAGAUAACUGCAGCCCUUUACACAGAGCUUAUUGCAGGUUCAGCACUAAACUCCUGGACAGCUCCUCACCAGCCUCAGAGAAUAGCCCUCUGCCCAUCAUCAUCUUUAUCAAUUGCAGGAGGCUCUCUGCUAGUCCAUCCUUUACAUAUUGCAUCUGUAUCAGGACAAGCCAGGGCUCCCUUGAUCUGUGACAAGAGCUGGUCCAGGGAAUCCCUCUCUUUCUGAGCAAUUUCAGAAUCACACAAAAAAAGGUUGAUCAGGGACAGACAGCGCUGUGACAAAUGGGUCUUAAACAGCAGUUUACCAUCUUGCUUGCUACCUUUGGGCUUGUGUGUCAAACGCAUGGCUUUCCAAACCCCAGCAUUAACCAAGAUAAAGCUGUGCACAAUAGGGAAUUGAGUGUAGAAAGACCUUUGGAAGAACAGAUAGCAGAGGCGGACACUGUGAGCAAAGAACCCAGCAAAGAAAACAGAGAGAACUUGCAAAAUGAUUCCUUUGUGGAUGAUUUAAACUCUCUAUUGUCCGAAGCAGCAAAAGACAAAAAUGUAAAAAGAAGCAUUUUUACAAAGAAUUUGGCCGGUCAUCAUAAAACAUCUCCGGAAGACGCAGAUUCGACAAAGAACCUGAAACCAGUGGAGUAUUUUGAUUCCACAAAAAGUGGAUUGGAUUAUAAAUUUGAAGAUGAUCCUGACGGCCUUCAUCAGUUAGAUGGGACUCCUUUAACAGCAGAAGAUAUUGUUCAAAAAAUUGCAGCGCGGAUAUAUGAAGAGAAUGACAGAGCAGUUUUUGAUAAGAUCGUUUCCAAACUUCUUAACCUUGGCCUGAUUACUCAAAGCCAGGCCUACACAUUAGAAGAUGAAGUGGCUGAAGUAUUACAGCAACUAAUUGCUAAUGAGGCUAAAAAUCAUGAAAAGGUAUCAGAAAAUCUGAAUUAUCCAGAAGUCAGAGGAGACGUCGAUGCAGAUGAAAAACAGGAGGGUAUAACGAAAACACAAGACGAGGAUGCAGAACUGCGAAAAGGAGAUAAUGACGAAGAAGAGAGAUCCUUGACACCUUCUGCUACCUUAGAAAGAAGAAACGAGUUAUCAGCAGAGGACAAUUUCGAUGAUCUCCAAUACUUCCCAAACUUUUAUCGACUUAUUAAAAGUUUGAACUCAGAAAAUGACGCCAAAGAGAAAGAAACAUUGAUAACGAUAAUGAAAACGCUCAUCGACUUUGUGAAAAUGAUGGUGAAAUAUGGAACAAUCACACCAGAAGAAGGAGUCAAAUAUUUGGAGAACCUCGAUACCAUGAUUGCUGUACAAACCAAGAAUAAACUUGGAAAAAUCUCAGUACUUCAGAAAAACAACUUUGCAGCGGAUAGACCUGACGAAGAGUCUGAUAGCACUAAAGAAGAAGCUGCCAGGAUGGAAAAGGCAUACAAGACAGCAAUGGAUUCCACAAAAUUAGAAGAAACAGAAGACUCUACGGACAAUGAGAAGCCAGAAGGUAAGGCGGACACAUAUUUAGAAGCAAUCCGAAAGAAUAUCGAAUGGCUGAAGACGCAUAACAAACAAGGGAGCAAAGAAGAUUAUGAUCUUUCCAAAUUGAGAGACUUCAUUAACCAGCAAGCUGAUGUCUACUUACAAAAAGGAAUUCUGGAUAAGGAAGAAGCUGAAGUCAUUAAACGUAUUUACAGCAGCCUUUAAAAAGAAAAAAAGGAAAAAAAGGCAACUUUUUCCUACUGUGGACAAAUAUGCUUUAGAUUUAGAAUAUUCCACCAUGAUCAGAAAUCAACUCUUUCCAGUGUGUCAUUAGAGAAUACUCCGCUCCCAGUACGUCAACCUAAUGUUUAGGUGCAAGGGCCUGUUAGACCAGUGCAGUGGCCAUAGUUGCCCUUUUUGUGUUUUUAUGUGUACAAUCUCAACAUUAAGGAGAGAAUUUAAGGAUAAUAGGCCUUCUUCUCAAGAAGGUGUCACUGAUAAGCCUUUGACCAGUUACUGUAAUUUCACAUUAUUGAUAUCUCUCAGCUAUUAUAUAGAAGAUAAAUAAGCCAUAGUAAUAUAUGUCAGCCUCUCUUUCUUCCCAAGAGACAGAUAAGUCAAGGCAGUCAAUGAAUGGCAACAUCCGUGUACUCUUGUGAUCAUUGAAAUAAAAAGACAAAAAGGAAACUGACAAUAGCCAACAAAAGGAAAUGUAACCCCACGGGUAUUUAGUAUGGGCUUCUAAACUAAUUCUACCUCCCACUGAAAUGUUGUAGAGCUUAUGGACAGAGAUAAGAUUUUCUCGAAAGACUGCAGCUUUAUCUUAGAUGGCACCCGUUGGAGCUUAUGCUUAUAUGGUAUAUUAAUGAAAGAAUUGAAUACACUUGGUUUUCCUGGAUGCGGUAUAAGAAUUUCCUUAAUGUGAAUAUGUUUCCACUUAUUGGUAUUGAAGCUCCAUUUAAAAGACAUUGAUGACGUUGACAGUGGGUCAGGCUUACAUUCUUACUUGCAGGCUCUCCUCAGUACAGAACUUCUGACUUCAUCUAUCCAUUGACCUUUCCAUUAAAGAAAAACCUCCCAGCUGGCAUAGUGUAGCAUUAUGCAGGUUCUAUAUUAUGUAGAAUAGAUUUUUAUUAGUGUUUAUUCUAUGAAUACCCACCAAGCUCGCACACAUGGAAACCACUUAGAGGUGUCAUAAGCACAUGCCCAUAAUGUUUUAUGUGGAACCUUAACUUACUGAGAGUAGAUGUGCCAUACUUGUGGCCUAUUUCAGAUAUUUUGCAGUUCAAAUAGGAGAUAAGAGUUGCUUUCAUGGUGAAACAUUUUCAUACAAAUCUAAAUUUUGGAUGUCAUUAUCAGGCUCAUGGUCAUUGCAGCUUCCAACGUUUAGCACCUCUCAUCUACAGUGUAAUAGUUUGUGCUCUGUCACGUUGCAGAUUCUGUUUUUAAAUCAAUCAUCUUCUGUCCCUCUAUUUCUUCUUGUUUUUUUUAAUUCACCUUAGUUUUUUAGUUAUGCAUAGGCAAAUGUAGGAAUUACCUUUUUUUAUGGGGAGCAUGAUCUUUGUAAUUUUUUGGGAAUAGACAGAAUUUGAGCAAAGUUUCAUUUCAGUUGCUAAGUAACUUAAGCCACAAUCCACCAGUCAAAAGAAUCCCACAGUUGCUCAAACGGCAGACAUCAUGGACAAUGGAAAACAAAAUGGAGGUGCUCAGGUAUAGAGAUCCAGUACAAGUAAGAAAAUAAAUCUAAAUAAAGGCACGUGGUGGUGAUGGUGGGGUGUAAUCAUUAAGAUGCAAGGGGUAUAAGGAAAGGAAAA